GGACGCGGGACGAGCGACCGGUCGGUCGGUUGAUGUGGGUUGGGUUGCCCAUUUUUAGAGUAAGCGUUAAGUACAAUGCGAUUUUUCCUCGUCGUUGUCCGUUCGUCCGUCCGUUUGCUUGUGCGCCGCUCUGUCGUUAAUGUCCAUUGACAUUUGACAGUGAUCCGUUCGAAAUGAUACGAAAAAUGUGAAGUGCGUGAACCGUUUAAUUUUUUUUUUUUUUUAAUUAUUAUUUUCGAGUAUUUUUGUUUUGUGCACAUUGAAUCCAAUGGAAAUAUGUACGCGUAAUUGUAGCUGGCACGUAAAAGUACCGUCGGAAGCGGUGUAAUAUGUAUUCGACGAAGCUGACACCGUUAUCGCCGACACUGUUAUAAUAAUUUCAACGAGCCCCGCCGAAUUACCACCAUUUUUUCAUUGCUUGCAAAAAAUAUUUCAAUAUUUGUUAGGUAAAUCGAUUUUUUUUUUAUAUGAUACAUAAUACAUAAAACCUCUAGGUAUUGUGGUAAAAUGGGAUUUCUUUAUGAGUCAUUAUAGAGUAUAUCAGUAAUUUUACCCACAAACAUAUAUGGCUGUAUAAUGCAUCGUUUUGCACGUACCAACAAUUUGUUGCUGUUUCGCAUUUGUAUUGUAUAGGUAUAAUAUUUACCAAUGUAAAUGUAAACAAAAGUAUUAUAUUAGGUAUUAGAUUAGACGAAUCUAAUAAAAUUACUAAUACACGUAGUAUAUACAAAUGUUAUAAAUUACCUAGUUUUUAAAUAAUAAUUAUGUACCAACUCACGAUACAUUUUAUUUAAAAUUUUUGUUGAAAAUAAAUUGUUGUUAUUUCCUAUUGUUUAAUGAAAUAAAUGCACAUAACGUAUAAAUCCCGGAAAGGAUAAUUCCGGAAUCCAAAAAUAUGAAAAUCGUAUUUGUUCAGAAUGACAAUUCCGAAAUUCGCCCCCCUAGCCUUAUUGUCGACAUAGUUAACACCAUGAUAAAUAACACAAUUAUAUUUUAUUCAAAUUUUUGAGAAAUAGGUAUUCCUUGUAUAGUAGAAUCUGAGAAUAGAUAAAUUACAUCUUAGUCCGUAUUUCACAAUAACUAUUUAUUUGUAUUUAAUUAGGGUUAUUAAAUAUACUUUGUUUGGGUAGUUCCUACCUAUAUUAUAGAUAUACCUAGGUUUAUAUUAUUAGUUGAUUAUUAGAUACUUAACAAAAAAUUAAUAUUACUAUAGUUACAUAUUAAAACUUUACUCUGCACGAACUACUCGUGCCUAGGCCCCACUAACCAUCACAAUUUCUUCAACCGUUUCUUCAUUUAUUUAUGUAUCAAUAAAAAACUACCUUGGAAGCACCUAUUAAAUAUAUUUAUAUAUUAGGUAUGUGUAUGUAGGUAAUUUAUAUUUAUAUAAUAUGGCAUUCAGACAUUUUGCUCUUCCUUGCCAGACAAUGUUAUUUCUUCUUAUUGAACUGUUUCAUUACAAUAUUUUUUUUUGGCAUUAAUACAAAAUUUAUCAUCUUUUGGAAUUUCUUAAGGAUUUAAAUGAAAGAAUAACUAAUAAAUAUAGCUGUAGCUUCAGUGAUUAUACCUUUUUACCAUAGAACACUAAGUAAACGGAGACCUCCAUUAUAUAAUAUAUUUAUAUAUGAAUUAUGAUUUUAAGAAUAAAUGUUAAAACAUGAGAUGUUGAUAUUUUAUAAUUUGUCUAAUAUACUCAGCAUAGAAAUGUAAACCAAUUUUCCUUUAAUACAUUUUUUAUUUUCUAUGAAAUAUUUUAUUAUUUAUUCAAUUUUAACCGAUAUCCAUGGAAUUUUUUAAUAAUUUCUUUUUGUAGUAUGUUCCUGAUGUUGUAUCAGUAUUUUCAAUUCUGUAUUAAUAUUAAAGUGUUUACUGUCUAGUGUUUACAAAGUCUUCUUGAACGAAGUUUAAUAUUAAUGUAUGGAUGAUCAAAAUAUAAAAGUAAAUCUUUCGUUCCUAUUGGAAGAAAUAGUAUUCUGUUGGUCAUACAAGAAAUCUCUUUGAACGAUACAGAUUUUCAAGACCCAGUUCUUAAAUUUUUCUGUAAAUGCUUUGAGUAAGGUGAUAAAAACAACUACGGAUAUUUAUAUAUUCACCUAUAUUUUUUUGUUUGCAGUUUUGAUCACAGGUAUUUUAAAAUCAAUAUUUAAAAAUGUUAGGUCAGGGUAUUAAUCUCUAUCUUUGCAAAUGUUUAGUAUUAUAAAAAACAUACUUUCAUAAGAUGAUUUUGUUUUAUUCUGCAUUAAAAUAUAUAUACUAUUGUUAUCUAUUCAUAUGAUGUACUGCUGUAUAAAUAGUUUUAGAGCUAGUUUAAAAUUGCUAUCUAAGAACCAAGUAUCCAACAAGUAACCAAGUGUUUACUAGUAAUUGUAAUUUUUCAUCUGAACCAAAUACUAAAAUUUGUCUUAGCGUAAAAUGUAUUUAUUUCUUACUCUGCUAGUUUUUUUUUUUUUUAAUGGCUUAAAACAAGUUUGUGAAUGCCUUGUAUGAUUUUUGUGAUUUCAUUGGAUUGAUUAGUAUAAUAAAGACAUAAAAUGUCUAAAAAUAGAUUUAAAUUUUAGUUCAUUAUCAAAAAUUUAAUUUGAAAAACAUAUAAAAAAAUGUAAUUAAGUGGCCUGAUUUCACAUCUGUUUUCAGAUUCUUUUACUUCACUACAUCAAUCAUUGAUUGAAGGAAGAUUUAUCUUAAUUGCUAUACAUCUAUGUGUUCAAUAAAGAAAGAAAAUAUCCAAUCCCCUAGGCCCUUAGGUAUUAUAUUUUUGUUUUUUAUUUCAUAAGUAAGUACUGAAGUAUUGAGAGAAAUACUAUAACAUUAUUUACACAAUAAAUUGUAUAAGGAUGGGCUUUAGCUUAAUUAUAGUUCAGGAACCUUAAUAUCUAUAUUCUAUCAAUUAAUAUAAGUUGGAUUCAAUAAAAUAAAUUAGAGUGCCUGUGUAAAUUUCUAUUUUAAUUAAUUAUUUUUAAAAUAAGACUUAUCUAUUAUUAGGGCUAUAGGGUUAAUUGAAUUAGUCGAUUGUUAGAUAAUUUAAUCAAUUUUUUUUUAAUAAUAUUUUGAAUACAUAGAGUUAAUAAGUAGUUAAAUAUUUAAUAAAAAAUUGAAGCAAGUACUCAGUUACUAUGCUAUAAAGAUUGACAUUCUUUAUUAGGAUCUAAAUUCUAAGGAUCUGCAGAUCAAAAAAUUAUAAUAUUGGAAAGUAGUUAGUAUUUAUUUGUUUGUAAUAAAAUUUGAUGUGUGGAAUAGUUAUUUUUAAAAAAUUUAAUUAAGGUUUUUGACAUGUGCUCAGUUCUCUUUCAAUUGUACCAAUUAACAAACAGCAGAAUUUUACUUUGUGUAUACUAUGAAUAAAUUUUCUCCGGUGGCUUGGGUCCUUCCUCCAUUCAAGUUUUUUAAACCACUCAUGUCUAUAGAUAUUAAUAGCUAUUAUUUGUAUACUUAACGUUGUACAAACAUGUUGGUAUCAAUGUAUCAUAGUACUGGGAACUAUAUCGCAGCAAGUGUGAAAGCGCCCAUUUAAUCCCACGUGUAUGGGCUUUUGACUGUACCGCAGAAAGAAUAUUAUCGCGUGUACCGUCCACCAGUCCUGUAAUAUUGUAUCUGUGUGUGUGAUGCCAUAUAAAAUCAUUAGACCAAUUUUAUCAGUAUCGGUUCGCGUACCGCUGCAGUAUGUGGGAACCUUUACGCUAAUAGUCAUUAGUCAUUAUAGUUAAUAAUACUAAAUACACUAAUAUUUGUUGGUAAUGAAAAUGUUCCGAUACUUGUUUGUUUUAAAUAAGUAAAUAAUUAAAUUUCGUAGACAAAUAAGCAAAAACGUACAGUAUGAUUACUUUUUUAUGUAACAAUAAAUAUGUAUGCAAAAUGAUCUUGGAUUUGAAUUUUUUUUUUUUUUUCGGAAAGUGAUAUACAUUUUAAUGACAAGUUUUUGUUUUUCAACUUUUUCGGUGUUAAUAAAAAUUACUUUUUUUAUCUGUAGCAACAUAAUUUUGUCACUAGAUUCAAAUAGUCUUAUUCAAGCAAAUUUGAUCAAUACGAAUUUUUUUAUUUCAAAAAUUACAAGAAAACAACUCAUUGUAUUGGUCAGAGUUAUUUGAAAACACAAAGCUAUUCGAGUCAUGGGUCAAUAAAACCUAUUCAAAAUCAUUUGUACCGUGCAUGCCUAACGAGACCAUAAUUUUUUCCCUUAAAGCAGCCCGCUUUUACAUUUCAAUAAGAAAAGCACUGCAAUUAUUAUUUUUCGCAUAGAACAAUAAAAAUAUUGUAAAAUACAUUAGAACGUCAUAAAACCAAUUAUUCAAAAAUGAACUCUAAAAAUUGUAUGUAUAUUAUCCCGUAUUAUGUUUAUUUAUUAAUAGAGUUAAUUACUUGGGCAGGUGGUUUUCUAUAUUUGUUAAAUGAGUAACGACCCUCUGCGAGUAGGUAUUGUAUUCAGCUGUCGAAUCGAACACUGUAACAAGAAUUCUGAUCAUUUUGUAUAUUGUAUUGGUAUACAUUUUAAUUAAAAUUAUUAAUUAAAUUGCGCAGAUUUUUGACAUUAUGUAUACAUAAUUGGUCGAAAUAUUUGUAUAACGUUUGGGAUUAAUCCUUGAAAAUGCAAUGACCUUUGAGCGACCCGCGUUUGACAAAUUAUUAAAAUGGCUCUACUGUACAAUUUGUAAAAUGUUAGCUGUUGUAUUUUAUGUUUCGACAACCACAUUUUUUGUGCUGCGAUCAAUAAUCACGUGCCCUUUUUCGUUAGAAUAUAUAUUCAGUCACCUUUUUUCCAAAACUGGACAUAUUUUGCGUUCCUUGGGGACAGCGGGACUCGUGGAUUAAAAGUGGGAUUGUUCCGCUGAAAGCGGAGAGUAAUGUCACGUUAUGCACCGAAAAAGUUAAAAUUUGUGUAUUUCAGUAUCCCCUGGUAUUUUCCAAAAACAGCAUUCAAUUCCAAUGUAUGACGGCCACCAUAUUAAUUAUUGUUAAGCUUCCCAUACACUACGAUGAAACCCGACGGUUUUUAUUUCUCUCGAGUCUUAAUUUUAAACGCGACGGAUUUACCGUUUGUCGUUUAAAAUCGUAAUGUGUGGAUUUUCCGACAAUAACCGACGCGUUUAUUAAAAUAUGUAUGCUCAUCCAUUCUUAAAUAAUUAAACCAAUCUCCAGGAUGUAGUUUCAGCUCAUUCAAUAAAUUUAUAUGAGACAUUUUUUUUCUUUUUAACAACCACUCUCUAGUCCAUGCCGAGCGUUUUCUAGUCUUUUUCUUUGAUCAAACAGAACUUGCCACAGCCACUGCUAUCAAUUGCGUCGAAUUCAUGGUAUACGUAAAAAAAUUUGCUACACCUCAGCUGUUAAUAAACUUAAUAAAUUUAAUAAAAACUGAAGCAUCACUCGAUUUUGCAACACGAAGUGUGUACAACCGACGAUGCAGCACGAUGAAAACUGACGUGUUUUGUCGUAUAUAGCGUAUGAUCAAAAUCAUUCGGCGAUGAUAACCGACGUGUUUUUCUGUGACUAUGAAAACCGUAGUGUAUGGGAAGCUUUACGUCGGAUACGUGUAUGUAUGUACACCAUAUAUUGUUGUUAUUAUUAUUAUUAUUAUUAAUAAUAAUACAAUAAUAAGAAUAAAUAGGACGCUCUUCGGCUGGGCGAUAUUCUGGCGGACUGUCAAAAUGUGCGCGGAAAUAUAACUCCAGGCAACCCAUUAGCCUAAUUACCCGCGUCGACGGCAAUAGCAGCCUCCGUUUUUUACAAUGAAAAAAAUCGCGUGUGUGCCUAAAAUAAAAAAAAACGACCUUCGAUCGAAAAGAGGGAAACCAACACGGCCUCCUCACCGUGAUAUAAUAAUAUUUAUGGCCGCCGCGCCGUGCGAUGGCGCCACGCUGUUACAUACGCGAAAUUCGAGUCUAUACGGACAUUAAGUCGUAAACUUCUCCCCAAUUUGUAAACAAGUCACCUUGUGGUGGUUCUUUGGUUUCGAGUGUUUUAUACGUCUACUCGUCGUAAUAAAAAUAUAAUGCAUCGUAUAACCGUAUACCACACGCACGCACACACGCACGCACGCGCUCACACACACACGCACACACGCCCGGAUAACUGUCCGUCAGAGCCUUAUAAGGCUAUAGUCGUUCAACUGGUAUUUUAUUUUAUUUUUCAUCUUAUUCUUCACGUCGUCGUCCGUCGUCAUUGAUGAUGACUACGCGACGGGUGGAAGUGGAAAAUAGUUUACACCUCGUCGCUGCCGCGACCUUUAAAAGAUGAAUACUGGGGGAAAAAAAAAAAAAAUUUAUCUAAAACUACUCUGGCCCCGACUACAAGUAUAGGUACUCGCCUUUUUCGUUUUUCACUCUUAUUAUAACCGUACCGUUGUCGCUACUCACGAUACGACGCUCGGUCGUGUGCUAAAAUCUUCGGUGGGGACGAACCGUCGCGUAUUUUUAUCCGAUGAUUUCAUUGAUGACGCGCAGCGUGACCGGAAAUCGCGCGUAUACUACCUAUAAUGUAGUAUUGUCCCACAAUAUUAUGUUCGCGCAAUUAUUAUUAUGGCUACAUAAAAUAUGACACAAAAUCGUCGACGUGGCCCGAUUUUUGCUUACAAUACGCGAUGGUAUUUCCCCCCCUCCCCCGGUCAAAUAACCGUGUCGUCUUUUCGGCUGCGAACGAUCGUAGGCAAAAGUUGAAACUUGCCGGGCCGACCGACCAUAAAAAAACCUGCGGCACGCAAUCGUGUGGGAAUAUGACUGGUUUCCAGCGUUUCCACCGGGCACCCACGUGCGGUUUUGUAACACGCUAUAAACAACGUUAAAAAAAAAUCCGUUGUACACCCACCGUCGUCCCGUUGCCCCGGCCGCCGUCGUACUCGCGCCGCGCGCACCUUUUACACAGCUGCUGCCGCGGCCGCCGCCCCGCGAUUGUUAUUAUUAACGACACAUGUUUACAUUUUUUGACCGUUGGGCGCCGUAGACGGGACGCCAAAGACCCGUGAACGGCUUGGACGCGACCCGCCGCAUGACGACGGCCUUUGCCGACACGAACGCCGCGCACGUCGUCCAGACGGACCGUGUUUACAACGCCGGACGCGACAUAUGGCCGUAAACGGCGUUCGCGGACGGGGAGGGGGCGAACCUUGACUGUCGCGGCAGACGUGCGUGCAUUCGAUUUUGUCGAGAAGUUACUCGGGUACCACCAGUGCACUGUCGUUAAUGAGCCAUGUAGGCCAAAAGACGAGUUAUUACUAAUAAUCGUCACGAGCAUACCAUUAUCGUAUUACUGCGGUGACCAAAACACUCAUUACGCCGCGCGCGCGGGAAACAUCAAAACGAUUUUAUUGCGUAAUACGAAAACGUUUGCCAUGACAAAACACAGCGAAUUUACAAACACUGCAUACGCGUUAUUUUGGUACGAUGACGCAGUACGGCCGUCCGGAUUAACCUAAUCAAACGAGCAUUUGAGUGGCUCUACGGGCGGCGGUUUUCGAUGAAUAAAAGUGAUGAAAAGAGAUGGGUUGAAACCAAUAAUCGUGUCUUUUAGUUAUGUUCUAGAUAAGUAAUUUCAAUGAGUGAAAUGAGGUUAAGAACGUGGUAUAAAAUGAUUGAUUAGUGUGGGUAAAACUACCGUCAAUGGUGAAAUAUGUCAGAAUAAUCCACGAGUACCACUUAUUAAAAGUCCCCCACCCCCCGUGGUUUGAACAUUUCGAUGUUAUAGUACCCAAUAAAUAAUAUUAUCAUCGUGACGUUUACAUAAUUCGUUUAAUAAACGUUUUCAAAAAUUAUUUGUUUACUAUCGUAAAAAUAAAUAGAGUGGAAAUUAUUAUGAUCGGAUUGCCCUUGAACGAUCGGAAACGACGUGUGACGCAUUGAAUAAAUAUUGAAAUUUCUGCGUUUUUAGAACGGUCCGCGUGCAUACGUGUGACGUUUCCAUAUUUGGCUAUCGUCCGUUGUUGCUGCAUAGGCAUUUGUACCUAAAAUAAUCACAUUAUCGUAUUAUAUUACGUUUCAACACGUUGUUGACUUGCAUGGUUUUGUUUCGUUUUCUAUAAAAAAUUAUCUCGGAAAUAUUUAUAUGGAAAAUUGUAACAAAUCGGCAUUUUCCGUAAAUAUUUACCGAAACCCUUCCGCUCGUACGAUGCGAUAGAAGUAUUUGAUUAAGUAAUCGUUUAAAUAAUUUUAAUCGAUUAUGUAUUGCAUAUAUACGACACCGAAACAACGAUUUUAUACUUUGGUCUGUACGAUUACAACUUUUUUUUUCUUUUAUGUAUAUGUAUAUAUUGUAUCAUAUUCGACUACCAAUCCUAUUAGAUUUAGAACUUUAUUUACUGUAGGCGUAGGCAAACACCUCCGAUAGAGGUGGGAGCGCCGUAAUUGACCGGAAAAUGAAACGCCGGAACGUAGCAAUCUCAAACCGUAAUACCACCGAAAUAAAAUCGAAUGAAAUUAAAUAACACGGACCUUAAUUUGAACGGGACGUAAAACACACUGAAUACAAAAUAAUACGGACAAUUAUAAUCACGAACGUCAAAAACUCUGAAACGUAAAAUACCGAAUACAAAAGUGGUCAAAAUUUAAAAACGAAGACUGUAAAUUAACAAGAAAUAAAUAUCAUGAAGCGUGUAAAAGUCUCUGAUCAUAAUGUCCUGGAAUAUGUAGAAUUUAAUAUUUGUGUAUACUACUACUAGAUAGCGGUACAGUGUAUUAAUGAAAACCACGGACUAAGAUAUAUCUUAGUCCUUGGCGGAAACACUUGAGAACUGUGAAUCCACUCCCCCCGCUAUACUAUACGUGUAUAUAGAGGCCCGUACUAGCUCCUUAAAUGGAGGUGGUAGUUGUAUUAAAAUAUAAUAUUUAAAAAACCGACUUAUAGUAUUUAAUUUUUUUAGUAAGAGAUCAAAUCUAGUUAGUACUUUAGGGGAUCAAAAAUAAGAAAUUCUCAGUAGUAAAAGCACCGGAAAAAACAAAUUAAGGAAAAAUAGUAGUUUUUACAAAAUUUGGUAAAACUCAAUAGCUAAUAACCAUAGAUAUUUGCAUUUUAAAAAUAUUUUGACUAUUGAGCUAUUUAUGGGCAUAAGAAGUUAUUACUCAUUUUUCUUCAACAUUUGUUAUGAUUAUUAAAAUUCAUCUUUAAGACCUUUUUAUAAUAUUAAAAAUAAAAUAAAGAAUUGAUACUGGAGAAGGGUGUGCCAUUAUUGUAGGUGGGAAGUUGGGAAGGUAGGAUACAUAAAAUCAUUCAAUUUAUAUCUGUAAGCAAUCCAUAAACUAUUGUUAACAAAAAAAGAUUUGAAGCGAAGUUUGGGCAUAUAUGUUUGAACAAACGCAAUAUGAUUUUCGUCAAAAUUCCAUAUUAAAACUUAUGACAGAAAUAUUUUGUUGAACUAAAUUUGUUGUUUUAAGGUCUAAACUAUAUUAAUUUGAAAUAUUUGCAAAAUUAAAAAGCUGUACUAGGAUAAUGGGAACUGGUGUAUCCACUGUUGUUGGUGAGAAGUUGGAAAGGUAGGAUAUUAAAGGGGAAAUUAAUUUGUAUCUGUAAGCAAUGAUAAACCUUUGCUUACUAAAAACCAUUCUGAGCGGAGUUCAGUCGUAGUGAUGCUUUGUCAAAAAUAUAUAUGUCAUAUUUUAGUAAAAUAAUUACGUAGGCAUUAUUAAUUGUACUGAUUUUCCCAUUUUUCCUGAGAAUAUCAAAAAAUUAUCUUCUUAAAGUACCACUCCAAUCAGAUUUUCUUUCAGAAAAAGAUCUAUUUUUGUAAAUCUGAGUAAAAUUGCUAGUAGAAAAAUUGUCCACAGAAAAAAAAAUAAACAUUGUAAAACCAAUACAUUCCUCGCUCCACUCAGAAUCUAAAAAUGUCACUGUAACGCAUGUAUUCAAUAAAUGGGUGCGAUAAACGUGUAGGUACUUUUAUUUAAGUUUAUUAGUUGGUAACAGCUGUUGUGAGUCAAACUUAACAAUAAUAUACAAAUUACAAGGUAAAUACUAGUGAUGAUAGUCGAUAACGUCGCCGGGCGACGCUACUUGAGAAUAAGGUGAACUGGAAAUAGUAUAAUAAUUUAUUAAAUUUAAAUUAGAUUGAACUAUAAAAUACAGUAUUAUAUUUUUAUAUUAACUUUGAAUAUUCGUUUUUAUACGCAUUAUACAAUAGCAGUAUUUGUUAAUGGCUCAUAUUUGUCUAUAUAGUAAUCGGCCCACCCGUCCGCCCUGUCUAUAAUUACUGUACUAAACUUCAAACUAUCGAAGGUAAUAUAACAACUGAUAAUACUGAAUGUAUUGUUGUCAUGUAAUUUUAUCGUUAGUGUACUCGUUUGUAAUCGCCAUAGAUUAAUUUUCUUUUGUGUAUAAUUGAUGUGUUUAAUCAAUAACUAUAGCAAAAUGAGCUAACAAAAGCAAUUCUCAGUUAAAGAAAAAGCAAAAGUUAUUUUUCGUUUAAAAAAAACUUGAAAAAAGACGCUCUAGUAUAAUGAGGACUGUGCAACUAUUUUUAUAGAUGAUUUAAUGUAUACCUGUAAGCAACAAUAAACCAUCGAUUACGAAAAAACGAUUCUGAGCUGAGUUCAGUUAAUAGUGAUGCUUUGUUAACAAUAUAUAUGUCAUUUUAUAGUAAAAUAAUGAAAUAAACUUUAUAUAUUUUCUUUAAUAAUAUUUGUUUAAUGUUAAACCGAUUUUACCUGUUUUCCUACGUUUUUUCCGGUUUUUCACAUUUGCUGGGAAAAUUCUUGAGAAAAUCGAAAAAUUAGCUCUCUAAAAUACCUUGUUAGUGAAAUUUACUUUUAGAAACAUUGCUAUCGUUAAAAGUUGUGCACAAGAAUAAAAAAAAUUGUAAUAUUUUAGUAAUAUAUUUCGUUAUUUCGUAUUUUUUUUUUUUUGAGGUUUUUCAAAUUUGAUGAAAAAAUUACUGAGAAAAUCGAAAAAUGUAAAAAAAAAUCCUUUCAGAAAAGGUGCUACACGUAGAAAUCCGAGCAUGUAUUCUGGUAGAAAAGUUGAUCAUACAUAAAAAAAAAAAAAAUAUGAUAAUAAUAAUAUAAUCAUCUUCUACUAUAAACUUCUUCGCUCCAUUUAAUAUCUAAAAUUAUGAAUAAUUUUUAUAUAAACAAAGUAUAAACUAAAAUUAAAUAUUUUUUGAAUACAAUGUAAAUUUAAUUUCAAUUUUAUAAUAUAGCUUUGUUUUAUUUUAUUAUUUUUUGUAUGUAUUGAAGUAAUGAUUAAGUAAUACAAUAUCAUCUUCAUAUAAAUAUAUAUAUGCAUACAUAAUGAAGUUUUUAAAUUUUAUUUUAACUGAUCCCUUGAAUACAAUGUUAUUCAAUGAGAAAAGGCUUUUUAUAAACUGUUUCUACUAUAUUUACUAUGCACACCUUUAAAAAACACGGUGUAUCACAAUCAAAGAUGUAUUUGGUAAAAUUUGAAUUAUUAUUAAAAUAGAACUCAAUAAUUCUCAAAAAUAAAAUCAAUGCACCAAUAUUUGUUGUCGAAGGUAUUUUUAAUUUUAAAAGAAAAUAAAAACAAAGUAUUAUCUGACAAUAUUUUAAGUUAUAUUGUAUUAUAAAAUCACAUAAUUUUCGUUACCCAAAAAGUUUUUCCUGAAAAAAUAUACAUUCUUAAUUUAUAUCAGUAUGUUAUGCAAUGAUAAACCAUUGAUAACGAAAUACGAAUCUGACCAAAGUUAUGUUACACAUAUUUUGAAAUGCCGUUGUUUAAAUGAUAUUCGUUAAAAUUUUACCUUAAAGCGCUUAUAAAUCUCGUCUUAUUUAAAAACUUCACUAAUUAAUAUUAUUUAAAUAUGCAAUAUGCAAUACGCAAACGAUAAAUCUAUUUUUAAAGUCUCAUUAAAAUAUAAUAUUUAGAACUAUUCUAAUGAUGCGUGUAAUUUAUGAUCUGAUCAAUGUUUAAUGUGUAAAUAUCACCCUAGUCAAAUUUUGAUAGUAAAAUAGGUAUUCAAAAAUGUAUGAUUUUGUUUGAGUAAUUAUAAAUUAUUUUACAGGGAAUUGGGUCAAAAUGAAUGAACGAUUAAAAAUGAUGUUGCUGACAAUAGUCUUGUUGACACUUGACUUUUGUUAUGCAGAAGAACAACAUUCAAUCAGACAAAAUCCCUGUAUUCUUAAACAGACUUGUCAUGAUUGUAUACAAACUCCAACAUGCGCUUGGUGUGGGCAACUGGUACAGUAAAAAUAUAAAACCAUUAAUCAUUUUUUUUUUUUUUAUACUCUAACAAUUUAAUUAAUGAAUGUAUUCAUUGACUCAUGUUAUAAAUACAAAUGUUUGAAAUCUUUCAUUUAAUUUCAUUGCUCAAUAGAAUAUUGUAAUUUGUCUUUUAUUUUUUAGGAAUUUGAUGGAAACCGAUGUUUUCAACCCAACAUUAACACUAACAUUUUAUCAAAAUGUGAUAGUGUUACUAAUCCUAAUACUGCAUAUAGCAUUUUAGAAGCAAAAAAUCUUCAAAAAGCCUCUAGAAAAGUCAUUUCAAAAAGUUCGAGUAGUAGCUCGUCAAGUAGUAGUUCUUCUUCUUCUUCUUCUUCUUCUUCUUCUUCUUCUAGUUGGUCUACUGGUGGUUCAGGAGGAGCAGCAAAUGAUGCUGUUCAAAUCUAUCCACAAAAAGUAGCUCUUAAUCUUCGAAUAAGUUAGUUAUUUACCAUUAAUUGUAAUUCUUGUGUAUAAUUUAUAUUUAUGUUUAACUAAAUUGUUUUAAUUUAAUUUUAAGAUGAAGCCUAUAGAAUAGCUGUAAAUUAUGCACAAGCAGAAGAUUACCCAGUUGAUUUAUAUUAUUUAAUGGACUUGUCUAAUUCGAUGGAGGAUGACAAACAGAAAUUGUCUGCUCUUGGAAAUUUACUAGCUGAAAGUAUGCAGAAUAUUACUUCAAAUUUCCGUCUUGGAUUUGGAAGUUUUGUUGACAAAGUUGUUAUGCCAUAUGUAAAUACAAUGCCAAAAAAGUAAGUUUAAAGUCAAACGAUAAUGAUUUGUUUCUAAUAUUGAACUAGUAUUUAUGUAUGGUUUGGAUUAUAAUUUAUUUUCGCAUGAUUUUCUUGGAUUAGUGUAAACUCUCCAUGUGAAAACUGUUGUAAACCAUAUGGUUUUUAUAAUAAGAUGCCAUUGAACUCAGAUACUGAUUCCUUCUCUGUAAGUUAAUAAUGCAAUAUAAAUACAGGGAAAACAUGUUUUAUCUAUUAAUAGUUGGAUAUUGCAUAAAUAAAUUUGAAUGUUUUAGGUGUAUUGUGUAUAUAUUACUAAUUAUAGCUUACAAACAUGUGUAAAAAAAGAAUAUUUUUCAAAUGUUAUCAAUUGGUAAGGGGAAUAGUGAAAACAGCAAAAAUAAAUUUGGCCCUUCUUCUCUACAUUAAUAUAAUGUAUGAUAAAAAUGUAGUUAUAGUGUUCAUAAGAUAAAAGUUUUGACUGUUAAUAAGUUUUCUAUGAUCUUGAUACAGAACCAUAUUUAGAGAAGUACUCUAUCUGGAAAUUUUCUAAAACUACAACAAAAAUAAUAGCAUACUUACUUUUAAUAUUUCUAAUAAAUUAUUAAAAAGUUGUAAUAUUCAAAUUUGUUUUUUUAAACAUACAGUUGUAAUUUAUAUGCUAUUGUCUUUUACAUUCAGAAGUAUAUAAUCACAAAGUACAUAGGAAUAUAAUAAUAGGUUUAUGAUAUUAUCAACGCUUCAAUGCGCAUUGACGUUUGAUAGGUUUAGAUAAAUAUAUCAUGUCUCGAGUAUCUACUGAAGAUUUACACACUUACAUACGUAUAUGUAUGAUUUUUAUGUAUAUAAGUAUGUACUAAUAAUAAAUUUUGACAAUUGUAAAAUCUGUGGCCGACAGCGAGUGUAUGAGUGCUUCAACAAGUUUCAACACUCGGAUAUGCUAAUUGUAGUUUGGUUAAUCGAGGUUCUUCUGUACCAACAUAUGUAUAUAUAUACAGUGGAACCUCGAUAGCUCGAAUCGGUUAGGGGCGAAAAAAAAAUUUGAGUUAUCGAAAAUUCGACUUAUAGAGGUUCGAGUUAUCGAGGUUCCACUGUAUUUGUAUUUGUAAGUCAAACACAAAAAACGUGUGUGACUUAAUGAUUACUAUUAAACUCCUAUAUUCAAUUUAUUUAUUUUUUUAGUUUUAAUAUUAAUUAUGUAAUAGUGGUUUGAAUAAAGGUUUAAACUGUGUUUAAAGUAUAAAUACAAUGUAAUUGUACAUAAAUUACAUGGUGUAUUUUAUUAUAAUAUUAAUAUAAAUUACCAUAAUAAUUAUAUCAUGGACUUUCUCUAGGAUUGGGAAAAUUGGUUCCCCCCUCCCAUUAGUUUAUUCUGAAUCUAUGUUUCAAUUAUGUAUUUUGGGUUGACAUCAUCACACACAAAAUAUUAUAUACAACAUUACCUUUAUAAAAUGUAUAAAUGUAAAUAAAAAUAUAUAGCUAUCUUUUCAAUAUUAAAUAAACAGAUACAUAAUAAUUAAUAUUAUCAAUUGCAGUAUUCAAUAUUAUACACCCCAUGUGUUCAAUUUAGUGAUUACCAAUAGUCUAUAAUAUUUAUGUCACAUUAUUUAAUGCAUGUUACAAUACAUUUUAUUUCUUUCAUUGUUGUAUUUGUAAAUAUUACAAAACUUAUUUUGUAAUAAUUUUUGUGUGCUUGUAUAAUAUCCAGCUUGCUGAAGCCAUGUCCUAAUUGUUCAGCGCCAUAUGGAUUUCAAAACGUCAUGUCUCUCAGUACUGACACUCAUAAAUUUGCCGUAAGUCCGAUGUAAACAAUUCAACAUCCUAAAGAAUCAGUCUGCACUACAUUGUUAUUAACAAUUAAUUAAUUGAAUAAUUAAUAUUUAUUUUAAUUACUAAUUUUUAAUAAUGGUGGAUUUUCUUUUAAAUUUGAUUUUAUAUUUCCUUUAAAUAUUUUUACUGUUAUAAGUUUAACAUUUUAUUUAAUCACAUCUAACAAACAAAAUUUCUUAAAAUAUUUUACUUUAGAGUUUGACUGACUUACAGCUUAUUUAUUUGUUUCUGUUGCAUGAUUAACUUGAUAUAUUUGUGUGUUAAUAUACUAAUCUUGUAAAUAAUUGCAUGUUUUAAUUUUUUAUGAUAAUUGUAUUAGUUAAAAAUAUACAAUUAUAUUUAGGGUGAAGUCGAAAGAGCAAAAGUUUCAGGUAACUUAGACGCACCAGAAGGUGGUUUUGAUGCUAUUAUGCAAGCUAUUGUUUGUAAUAAUAUUGGUUGGAGGGAACGUGCCCGACGAUUGUUAGUUUUUUCAACAGAUGCUGGAUUCCAUUAUGCUGGUGAUGGAAAAGUAUGCUGAUUUGAUUAUUAUUACUAAAUCAAGUUAUCAUUAUAAAUAACAUUUAUAUACACAUUUAUUAUUUAUAUAUUAAUAUUUUAUUUUUAGCUUGGUGGUAUUGUAAAACCUAAUGAUGGUCAAUGUCAUCUUGAUGACAAAGGUAUGUAUACAUAUUCAACUGUUCAAGAUUAUCCAUCAAUAUCUCAGGUAAAUGUCCAUUUUCAUUAAACUAAAACUAUUUUUAAUAAUAUGUACAAUGUACACUCAAUUUUUUUUUUUUUUUUAGAUCAAUUUAAAAGUAAGACAGAAUUCAAUCAAUAUGAUCUUUGCUGUAACAGCUGAACAAAUUAGAGUUUAUGAACGGUUAGGACAACAUAUUGAAGGAGCAUCAGCUGGUACUCUAUCUGAAAGUUCUGCAAAUGUAGUUGACUUAGUGAAAGAUCAAUAUAGUGUAAGGAAAUUUGCAUACUUAUCUUAUUUAUUUUAAAUUCUGAGUGUAGCAAAGAAAGUAUUGGUUUUACUAAGAUGUUUAUAUUUUUUUAUAUAUAUUGUGUACACAAAUUCCAACAUAAAUCUUGCUCAGAUAUAUAUGCAUGACACCAUUUCUAAAAGGGAAUUUUGUCCAGAUGGUACUCUUGGGAGGUAAUUUUUUUGAUUUUCCAUGCAGUUUUCAUAUCUGGGAAAACUAGGAUAAAACUUAAGAAAAAUGGAAAAUUUUCGAAAAUAAUGAUUUUGUUAUUUAAUGUAAUUUAGUUAAAAAUAUUUUCACAGACUUGAAAUUUAGAUAGAAAACUUACAUUUACUUUUUCUAGAUAUGGUAAAAUUUUUAAAUCAUUUAAGCCAAUUUUAGGCUAUUUAUAAAUAUUUUAAUUUUAUGAGUUUUGUGCGUCAUUUUUAUUCGAUAGAUACUAUAUGGUAAAAUGUUUAAACUUAAUAGAAAUGCUUGAAAAUUUAACAGGAGGUUCAUUAAAAGUUGUACUUUGUGGUCAAAAAAAAAAUUGUGUUUGAUGUAGUAUUUUUUUUUAUAAAGGCAUUUUAAUAUCAAAUUUUGAUGAAAAUCGUUUGAGUUAAAAAUAAUGUGAAACAAAUCAAAUUUUUCAUUUUUUUUCUAACUUAUUUAUAUUGUCGAUUUAAGAACAGUGGUGAAAUUAGAAUUGAGUGAACUGAUUUAGUUUCGAAAUUAUAACUUUUUGAAGUUUGAUAUGCAAAUAUUAUAUGUUAUGUUAAAUAACUAUUGUCAAUACUAUAGUAUGUUUGUCUUAGCCAAAUGGUUUUACAUACCUAGUUUCAUUCUGGGAUUCACGAGUUCAAACCCUAUGUAUUUUUUAAAAAAAUGUUUGCCCUUAAUUUUUCUCAUUUACCUAAACAAGAAAAAAAGAUGCAUUUUAGGUGUACCUAAAGACCCAGCUAUUUCUCGCUCGGAUUAUUUUAGUCUACAAAUACUACUCAAUUUGUUGUGCAAACUAUUCUACCAGAUUUACAAUAAUAUCCCUUUUUCUGAAAGGAAAUCUGACUAGGAAGGUACUUUAGGGAAGUCAUGUUUCGAGUUUCCCAAGAGUUUUCCCAGCAAAUGUGGAAACAACAGAAAAAUCGGUACAAUAUUAAUCAAAUAUUAAAGAAAAUAUUUAAUACCUAUUUAAUUAUUUUACUACAAUAUGACAUAUAUAUUGUUGACAAGGCAUCACUACCAGUUGAACUGUACUCAGAAUCGUUUUUUUUGUAAGCAAUAGUUUAUUGUUGCUUACAGGUGUACAUUAAAUUAUCUAUAAUAGUGGCUGCACCCAUCCCCAAUAUCUUAUACUUUAUUUCAAAUAAGUCUGGCAAAAUGUACGAAAAAACUACAUCCCAUUUCACGCAAGUAUGUCACGUGAUCUGCCAGCAGAGAGCACUGUGACGAUCCAGGUGUAUACAACUUGAUCAAAUUUUCACAACAUGCCACUUACAUACAAGCUGUGUAUAACGUUCUACUCCCAAAUAUAUUAUAUACAUUAUGCUCAAACCAUUUUUAUUAUAAACGGCGGUGAGCUCUAUCCACUGAUCAAUCACAACGAAUAACGACAAGUGCCGAUAAUUGUAGCCAAUGACAGUGCUACUUCCUGCGCAAUUUUUUUUAGACUUAUUUGAAAUAGAGUAUAGAACGUCUUUUUAUUCAUGUACUUAUACUCUUUAAAUAACUUCUAUGUAAUUAUAUUACAGAAAAUAUCAUCUUCUGUUGAAAUGAGAGAUACAGCUUCUAGUGCUAUAAAAGUCACUUAUUAUUCUAGCUGUCUCAGUAAAAAUGACGUUUUAAUCAAAACUAAUAAAUGUGAUGGACUAAAAGUUGGUACAGUAGUGAGUUUCCAAGCUGAAAUUGAAGUAACAUCAUGUCCACCAAAUAAAAAAGAUUGGAAUCAAACGUUUCAAAUAUACCCUGUUGGUAUUAAUGAAUCAUUAACUGUAACUGUCCAAAUGCAGUGUGAUUGCCCGUGUGAGAAUGUUGGAUCUUCUGUUAGUAAAAUAUUAAAUAAAUCUUAAUAUUAUCUAUUAUAGAUUAAUUGUUUUAUUUAAUAUUAUAAUUCAGGGUUAUCUAAAAGGACCAAAAUUUUGUCACGGUGCUGGUAUAAUGAAAUGUGGUGUUUGUGAAUGUGACUCCAUGCAUUUUGGCCGUACAUGUGAAUGUGAUGCUAAUAAUAAUCGCCAUGGUAAUGAUUCAGAUAUAGUGUCUGGAUGUCGUAAGAACAUUGACUCGGAAAUAAAUUGUUCGGGUCGUGGAGAUUGUAACUGUGGUGAAUGUGACUGUCAAACUAGAUCAAAUCCAGAAGAAGUAAAAUUGUUUUCCAUUUUUUUUUUUUAUUAAAUUAAUUUUAUUGCUAAAAUUAUUGACAAUACAUAAUAUAUUUUCAGAAAGUUUAUGGUACUUACUGUGAAUGUGAUAAUUUUUCCUGUGACCGAUCUGGUGGUGCUUUAUGUGGUGGCCAUGGUAUUUGUGAUUGUGGUAAUUGCAAAUGUAACCCUGGAUGGGAAGGUGAUUCAUGUGAUUGUCAUGCUACAAAUGAAACAUGUAUAAUGGAUGGUAGUAAAGAGAUUUGUUCGGGUCGUGGUACUUGUGAAUGCGGUCAAUGUAAAUGUCAUGAAGAAGUAGGCAUCAGAUAUUCUGGAAAAUAUUGUCAAAAAUGUCCAGUAAGUAAAAAUUAUGAACUACAAUACAACUAUCAAAUAAUAAUUCUUGUGAAUUAUUAAAUUUUAAAUUAGAAGAAUUUUACUUAUUAAUUAUUAUAUUGAUAUAUUUUAGACUUGUCCAGGAAGAUGUCAAGAUUUUAAAAAUUGUGUUCAAUGUCUUGUAUACAAAACUGGUCCUUAUUCCCCAGAAGAAUGCGAAAAAAAUUGUACAAUCAAACCUAUCAUUGUAAAAGUAGCUGAAGGUAUUCUAUCAAAUAUAUAUGUUCCCUUAUUUAUUGUCAAAUUUAUUUUAAUUGUAUUUUUUUUUUUUCUAGCUAAUGAAGAUAAAGAUGAAAAUUUGUGUUCAGACUAUGAUUCAGAUGAUUGUCGUUUUGCAUAUGUUUACACUUAUGACCAAAGUGGAAAAAUAAUAAUUCGAGCACAAGAAGAACGUGAAUGCCCUCCUCAAGUCCACUUUAUGGGUGCAUAUUACAUUUUAAAUUAUAGCUAAUUGAUUUUUAAAUUAUAUUAUAUAUAAAUAGUAAGUAAUGUAUCCUCUUUAUAUUUAAGGUAUUAUAUUGGGUGUUAUCGGUGCUAUAGUAUUAAUUGGAAUGGCCCUUUUGUUAUUAUGGAAACUUCUAACAACAAUUAAUGAUAGACGAGAGUUUGCGAAAUUUGAAAAGGAACGUAUGAUCGCUAAAUGGGAUACAGUAAGUCUUGUUCAAUCAUUUUCUCAUAGUAAAUAACACUGAAUACAUUUAUUUUAUUUUCUCUUACAUUAAAAUUAUCUUAUUUAAGAUUUUUAGGAAUAUUCAAAAUUUACUAAUUUUUAAACAAUUUUUUAUUUAAAUUUAAUAAAUAUUUGUUACAUAAUAUAAGUCAAUAUUUUCUUGCUAUUUUACAAAGAAAAAAUGAAAAAAACUUAUCUAUGGUUUAUUAUUAAUUUUUAUAUUUUUGGGUUUCUUUUUUUUCAAUAUAAAGUUCUUAUUCAAAAUUUUAAUUAAUAAGAAUUAUCAAAUAUAUUUAUUUGUCUCUUAUUCAGGCAGAAAAUCCAAUCUACAGACAAGCUACGUCAACAUUCAAAAAUCCUAUGUAUAUGGGCAGAUCUUAAUCUCCAGAAGUGUUCAAAACCAAAAGUUUUCACUAACAAAAUCUUAAACACAAAAAGAGUUACUCUCAAUAUUAGAGCUUUUGUUAGAGAUUAGAACACGUGCCAUAGAUGUGUAUAUUUUGAUAGUACAUUAACACUUUUUUUUCGUGUUUUUGGAACGAACAAUUAUUAACAAAAUUACAGUAGAACUUUGUAUUUUGUAUCCAAAUAUUCAUUAUCAAUGUUCAGUUUCCAGUAACAUAUAAUUUGUAAGCAAAAUACAAUUAUAACUUAAAUAUGUUACUUAGAAACAUCCUAAUAUUAAUUUUUGUUAAAUAUAUGUUAAUUCCUUUGUCUGUAUAGGUUUUUCUAUUUUGUUAAUAUUUUAUUUUAAUAUAUUUUCUGUAAACAUUAUUUAUUUUCUAUUCUAUUUAUAAAUUAAUCAACAGAUCUCUAAAUUUGAAAAUGAAAAUCGAGCUUAAUAGUAAAAAAUAUGUACUUAUAUGAUAAUUAAUUUUGUCUAGUCUUCCAUUACUAAUAAUACCGAUCAAUUUGAAUUGAAAAAUCUUAAUUAUUUUACAAUAAACACAACAUCGAAUUUGUGCCUUUGAUAAAUUAGUACUUACAUUUAAACAAACAUAUAUAUAUAUAUAUAUAAAUUUUAUAUAAAGUGCCUUAAAAAUUAUUGUUUGCGUGCUUAUUUUUUUGCCUCUAAUUGUAUUAUAUUAUUAACGACUGACUUUUGAUUAUUAUAAAUAAAACAAAUUGUGUAUAAUAAAUUUAACUUUUGUAUCUUUAUUUUACUGAAUAUUAUGGAUAUUGUAUGUUGUAUGAAAAUAAUUAAUUGUAUUUGUGUAUCAAUUGUACGUUUAUCAAUAAUAUACUUAAGUCCAUAGUAACUGAGUAAAUCAAUUUUGUUACUUUUGUGUUACUUAAUAAAAAGU
Molecule: messenger RNA, 20355 nt
Organism: Cinara cedri
Lineage: Eukaryota; Metazoa; Arthropoda; Insecta; Hemiptera; Aphididae
Source: the annotation of a GenBank genome assembly